This is a messenger RNA of Cucumis melo (muskmelon), 1247 nucleotides long. Its product is annotated as E3 ubiquitin-protein ligase AIRP2. The transcript has 6 exons. NCBI's taxonomy places the organism in Eukaryota, Viridiplantae, Streptophyta, Magnoliopsida, Cucurbitales, Cucurbitaceae. Gene Ontology annotation, biological process: protein ubiquitination. The coding region runs from base 91 to 999 and encodes 302 amino acids. Gene Ontology annotation, molecular function: ubiquitin protein ligase activity. The record is from RefSeq and is a predicted model, not a curated record.
UUGGAUGGAUAAGAAUGAAAAAAAUCAAAGCUUUAUCAAAAAGGAAAAAAAAUAAAAUACAAUUUGAAGCCAUCCUCCAACAAACCCAUAAUGAACUCUACCAUUCAUCAUCUUCAUCUUCAUCUUCAUCUUCUUCAUCAUCAUCAUAUUUCAGCUGAAACUUGUUCUUUCUUAUAUGAAAGUCUUUUCCUGACCCCAAAGGCUGAGCAAAGAGGAGGGAAGGGAUUCUUUCAGAGUAUGUAUUAUCAGCUCGAGAAAUUCUCUCAUCAGGAUUCUCUGGAAGUCUUGGAAGCGGAUAUUCAGUAUGCUAAUUCUUUGGCUGCUGCAAUCCCCAUGGCAAAAGGGGGUGUCUACCUUCAAAUGAAGUUGGUUUAUAAUCACUUGGCUCCCAUUGUUCUGUUUUUGCUACAAUGGAUGGAUUGUUCUUGCACUUGCUUGCUUCCAAGAUAUUUGAACCUCUUCCACAUACUUGUGUACAAGGUAUAUCCGGAGGGGAAACAAAAACAAAAUAUAUCAAGGCAUGGAAGGAAGGCAACUAUUAGGGAUUUCUAUGCUAUAAUAUUGCCUUCGCUUCAGCGAAUCCAUGGUAGCUUGGAUAAGUUGGACGAUUGCAAGGAAGGGCAUCACUGGAUUGAGAUGUCUAGCAAGAAGAGAGGUGAUAAAGAUGGUAGACUCAAGAACAUCGAUAUGAAGCGAGAAGACGAGUGUGGUAUUUGCUUGGAGCCCUGUACAAAGAUGGUUUUGCCGAAUUGCUGUCAUUCAAUGUGCAUCAAAUGCUAUCGUAAUUGGAACACAAGGUCAGAAUCAUGUCCAUUUUGUCGUGGCAGCUUGAAGAGGGUCAACUCAGAGGACUUAUGGGUGCUCACGUGCAGCGAUGAUGUGGUUGAUACUGAAACCGUCUCCAAGGAGGACAUGUUGCAGUUUCAUCGCUACAUAAACAGCCUUCCAAAAGACUAUCCAGAUGCCCUCUUCAUAGUAUAUUCCGAAUAUCUAAUUUAGUUCAGGCUUCAGAGUAAACUGUAUAGAGGGAAAAUCCCGACGCAAAUUGUAAAGGUCAGAACAUAUCCUCUCUGCUUCAUAUAGAAUCAUUGAUCACAUGACAUGCUUAGCUAGAACCAAUAAUGAAUCAAUGUAAGAUGCCAAUCAUCUCCGCAUCUCGGCUCGUGUAUCUUAUAAACUUGAAAGUGCCUUUUUCUAAUGCACUGAUUGUCAAUAAAGAUGAAUUUGGUCUCUGGUGGUUUAUAUCA